Chanos chanos (milkfish) is the source of this 3607-nucleotide messenger RNA. It is a transcript of the gene ppp1r13ba, whose product is annotated as protein phosphatase 1, regulatory subunit 13Ba. Gene Ontology annotation, cellular component: nucleus. Bases 1 to 3426 code for a protein of 1141 amino acids. Lineage: Eukaryota; Metazoa; Chordata; Actinopteri; Gonorynchiformes; Chanidae. The record is from RefSeq and is a predicted model, not a curated record. Gene Ontology annotation, molecular function: p53 binding. Gene Ontology annotation, biological process: regulation of apoptotic process. The transcript is spliced from 18 exons.
AUGAAGAGGUUUCUGAACAUGGUGCUACGAAGCCUGGUCAGCUUGUCUAAGGACCAGCCCUGGCUGCCCAGGAGAGCCCAGUUGCAGAGGAAAGAGGACAGGAAACCGAAGGCGUCGCUCAGGGCGACUAAGAUGAUCCUGACCGUGUUCCUGAGUGACAACGAGCAGAUCCUGACGGAGGUUCCCAUUACUCCGGACACUUUGUGUAAGGAUGUGGUGGAGUUCUGUAAGGAGGCUGGGGAAAGUGGAUGCCAUCUGGCUGAGGUGUGGAAAGGCAAUGAGAGAGCGAUCCCAUUCGACCACCUAAUGUUUGAGCACCUGCAGAAAUGGGGCCCGAGGAGGCAGGAGGUCAAAUUUUACCUCCGACACGAGGACUUUCCCACCGAGAGCGGCCAUCGGGGCCAGUCUUUCCAGGACCAGGCUAACGGAACGAGCAGAGGGAGUGUUGAGAAGCCUUCUGAGAAUGGGGUUGGGAGUCCUCGUGUAGAGCUGACUUUGUCGGAGCUUCAGGAGAUGGCGAUGAGACAGCAGCAACAGAUUGAGGCCCAACAGCAGAUGCUCAUAGCCAAGGAACAGCGGUUGCGUUACCUAAAGCAGCAGGAACCACGGCAGGGCCAGUGUGUCUCUGAGAGUGAGAAGCUCCAGAGGCUGAAGGAGAGGGUGGACAGUCAGGAGGCUAAGCUGAAGAAGAUCCGCACCAUGAGGGGCCAAGUGGACUACAGCAAACUCAUCAAUGGAAACCUGUCUGCUGAGAUUGAGCAUGUGAGCAGCCUGUUUCAGGAGAAGCAGGCAGAGUUACAGUCAGCCGUGCUAAGGGUAGACCAGCUCACCCAGCAGCUGGAGGACCUACGCCGGGGUCGACUCAAUGGUCUGCAGCCGCUUGGAGGACAACUGACCGGGGCCGCUGCACUGGAGCUCCGCAAACUCUACCAGGAGCUACAGAUCCGGAACAAACUGAACCAAGAGCAGAACAGCAAACUGCAGCAGCAGAAGGACAUGCUGAACAAACGGAACAUGGAGGUGUCCAUGAUGGAUAAACGUAUCGGGGACCUGCGAGAACGCCUCUACAAGAAAAAAGCUGAGCUGAACAGGAUGAACGGACCCCCGUCUCCGCAGCUCCCUCCUGGGAGUUCGGGGCGAGUGGCCGCGGUGUGCCCCUACAUCCAGGUCCCGGUGCCGGGGAGACAGGAAGGGGGUUACGUUUUGCCCCCAGACCCCCUUAAACCGCAGCCCCUGUCUGUCACCGCCGCGGUCAACCAUGCCCGCUCCAAAUCAGAGGAGGAUGGGGUCAGGAAGCCUGAAGGCCCAUGGAAGGUCUCAGAUUUAGACAUCAUAGUGGACCCUAUGGUGCCAUCUGCUGAGCUGAGAGAGGGGCCCGGGUCCCCCUCAGGCUCCAACUGUCCGUCCACCAAUGAUGCAAACUGGUCCUGUCUCAGUAAAAAUAUGGCCUCGCUCAAACCUCCAGAUUGGAAGGACGCCAACCAAGACCCAGCAGGCAAGAUAGCUCCUGGAGUGCCCACUGACAAGAGCUCCAGCAGGCUUUUAGGGACAGUAACAGCUCUGUCCAAGCAGCUGCCCCCUACUUAUGGCACGUAUCCCACUGCUGGGCACCACUCCACCGUGUGUGCCACCAGCACGUUGCCUCGCUCGGCACCUGCCACUCUGACCGGGCAAAGGGCGCCCCCUGUGGCCGGCUCCUCCUCUCAGCAGAUCCAGCAGCGCAUUACGGUGCCCCCUAGCCCGACGCCUCAGGCCGGGUCGCCCCUCUUCCCAGGCGGGGAGAGAUCAGAGCCCCCCCUGGCUGUGGCGGUGCGUCCCUUCGUCCCGGAGAGGGACUCUCGUCCCCAGUCUCCCAGGAAGGGCCCUGCAACCAUGAACUCCAGCUCCAUUUACCACAUGUACCUACAGCAGCCGUCGGCCAAAGGCUAUCCCGGCGCCGGCAGCAGCAGCAGCAGCAGCAGAUGCGCGGUGAAAGCAGUCUAUGGGAAACCGAUCCUGCCUGGCUCCACCUCUCCGUCUCCCGUGCCCUUCCAGCAUCACGUGCACAGGGACGACGUCGACAAAGAGGCAGAGCCCGAGAGUUCGCCCCUCCCUCCCCCCAGCGUUGAGAGCAUACCCCGCCCGCUCAGCCCCACCAAACUGACCCCGGUCGCCCACUCCCCCCUGCGUUACCAAAGCGACGUGGACCUGGAGGUGCUGCGCAGGAAGUUGGCCAACGCUCCUCGACCGCUGAAGAAGCGUAGUUCCAUUACAGAACCAGAGGGGCCCAGUGGACCCAACAUCCAGAAGCUUCUGUACCAGCGCUUUAACACCCUCGCUGGGGGCAUGGAGAGCGGAACUGGCAUCAUGCCUUUCUACCAGCCUGACAGCCCAGUCAGCUACGUGGGUUCUGUCCUGGGUGAUGUGGACACUGCCAAUGGGAACUUACCUGAAUCAAGCAUCCAUGCUGUCCCUCCAGCUGAGCUUCAUACUCCAAACUCUGUCCGCUCUGCAUCUACGUCACCCUCUUCUGACGCCAACGAGAACCGGCUAGCUCACCCACCUGCAGACCCAGGCUCCUCCCAGCCUGUCAAUGCCAAACCCCCAACUCCGCCCAGUCAGGGGAAGGACAUUUCUGAGGACAAUAAUAACAACAACCAUGCAGGAUCCACAGGCACCGUGCCCAGACCGGUCCCAGAGACCCGGACCCCUGCGGAACCGGUGUGCACUACGCAACCUAACUGCCUGUUUCCUUAUAUUCUACAGGUCAAACGGACCAACCUGAAAAAGCCUGGCUCAGAAAGAACUGGCCAUGGCUUGCGGGUCAAGUUCAACCCACUGGCCCUGCUGCUGGAUGCUUCUCUGGAGGGAGAGUUUGAUCUGGUGCAAAGGAUUAUCUAUGAGGUGGAUGACCCUAGCACUCCUAAUGAUGAAGGCAUUACACCACUGCAUAAUGCAGUCUGUGCAGGACACCAUCACAUUGUGAAGUUCCUGCUAGACUUUGGGGUCAAUGUCAAUGCAACAGACAGUGAUGGAUGGACCCCUCUGCACUGUGCUGCCUCCUGCAACAGUGUCCACCUCUGCAAACUGCUGGUCGAGUCUGGUGCUGCCAUCUUUGCCACCACCAUCAGUGAUGUGGAAACAGCUGCAGACAAGUGUGAGGAGAUGGAGGAAGGUUACAUCCAAUGUUCUCAGUUUCUCUAUGGUGUGCAGGAGAAGCUGGGGGUGAUGAACAAGGGGACAGUGUACGCUCUGUGGGACUAUGAAGCUCAGAGUGAAGAUGAGCUCUCCUUCCACGAGGGAGACUCUCUCGCUGUCAUAAGUCGUAGAGACGACGCCGAGACGGAGUGGUGGUGGGCGCGGCUUAACGACAAAGAGGGAUACGUCCCACGCAACCUUCUCGGGCUGUACCCACGGAUCAAGCCCAGGCAGCGCUCCCUGGCAUAGUGCCCUCUGGUGGUCUGGACGGGCAUUGCAGGCUGUUAUGACUCAGUGGAGCUGUGGAGGGAAUGUUGUUUGCCUUGGACUUGAGAUGACAGAGAGCAUGGCUAAUAUGUAGUGGAGCAUGUCUGGAGCUGGACCCGAUCAUGUACACCAUAGGAAAAAAGAAAACGUCAAGGUCCAGUCU